This is a messenger RNA of Mycena citricolor, 3774 nucleotides long. Lineage: Eukaryota; Fungi; Basidiomycota; Agaricomycetes; Agaricales; Mycenaceae. The record is from the annotation of a GenBank genome assembly.
AUGGCCCCCCCACCCCCCGCCAGGGGGUACCUACUGGGUACCCUCAGCAAGACGUCUGAGGGUACCCAGUGGACUUUUGAGGAUGGAGGAUUGGCUGGUGAUGAAGAUCGAGUAAACAACAACGACAAGAACGAGAAUCCACUCAGCAACAACAGAGAUAGUGACUGGGAAAUCGUCACAACUGGUGCCAGAUCCGAUGCGACCACACCUGAACCAUCGGACUUCGACUCUCUGGGCUUUACUUCCGGCUCCGAAUUCGAUAUGGAUAAACGAUUCAACCUACCCCUUCGUCGCCGUUUGUCAGAAGCGGACUUCUAUUCGGAGAGGGAUUCGGAUACAGACUCAGGCCCCCAAUCCGAUUCAAACGAGUUCCAAGUUCAUUCUGAGCGGCGCCGUCGCCUAAAACGCCGCCACGAAGCAUUGGCACAUGGACCAAAGGAAGGGUCGUCUUGGGCAAAGCAGAAGAGUCUGAAUGCUUCUGCCAAAGACGCCGAGUUCAGUCCUGACGCCGCAAGUCUUGAUCGUUUCCAAAAAUCCGUUUUGAAGGACAAUCCUCGAGCGGAGUUCUCAGACGCCAAUCCGCGGCGGGUCCGGUGCUCCAAUUGUGCCAGUUGGCUUGAGAUGCGCACACUUUAUGAUUUGGUGCGCUGGAGGGAGCAUCGAAAGACUGCCAAAUGCAAGAAGGCUCGUCAAUCAGGCCUCCAGACCAGGUCGUUGUUUACCAUGGGUUUUCGGAUCAUCUCGCGCUCAGAGACGCAACCUAUCCCUUCUCCGGCUCCUCUCGUUACACUUCCUUGCCCGUGCCUAAGUGCCAAAGCCUUCCCGGAUGUCGGCAGAUAUAUCCUACGUACCGCGGUCACCGGCGGCGGCGCCCCAUCACGAGCUCGUAUCAUUGAUGGCCUCUUUCCGGGACAAGGCCUGCGGUGGAAGGAUCUCUCCAUCAAGCAGAAGGAUUAUGUUCUCAAGAGGGAAGCCAAUCUGCAAAAGUGGCACAUCUCACACGGUUUGCACAUCGUUUCCGCUACGAACUGCAUGCAAAAUGUCGCCAUCCGCCGUGCUGUGCCCGACGAAAGGAGGAUGAAGUUUGUGCCUGGCAUCUAUCGAGACAAGGAGCUCGGGACAUUGUACCUGAAGCAUGUUGGAUUGCGGGAGUUGGUUGAGCUGGACGACGGUCAAUCGCCAUGGCUCAAGUUUGCGCUCGGCUGUGCCAGUGGCAAUUACAAGUCUGAUGUAUUGACGGGCAUGGUGCAAGCACUUGUUACCAAGCAAGACCGCAUGAAUCUGGGCAAGAGUAUGAAGAACAUGAAGUACAGCCAUGAAUUCAGCCAGUUCUGUGACGUCCUUGCCUCAACAGCUCCCAAGGCAUAUGAGACGUUUUGCAAACAAUUUGGUGGCCCAGGUCUCCGAACCCAACGGCAGCGACGUUCGAAGAUGCCCCGUUUUGAGCCCGACAUAUCUGAGUUCAAUGUGGCAAAUGCUCGCAACGUCCUUGAUGAAUUCGAGUAUGAAGGGCCUGUUGCCCUUUCAUGGGACGAUACAUCACUGCAGCCUUCUAUCGAGGUCCAUUCGAGUUCGAAAGAUGAAUGCUACAUACUUGGUGGUGCCGAUGGUGCGAUUCUUGUGAAGAAAGGUGAUGACUUGGAUGCGCUCUUCGAGAAGGCCAAGUUGAACAAGGCGGACAAGCUUCGCAUCUACAUGCUCUCGAUUCCGCUUCCCAAGGUCCCUCCCAUCCUGAUUGCCGCUAUUGCCCGCGGAUCUUCCGAGACAGCACCAGAGCUGGCACAAAUGCACCUUGAACUCCUCAACCUCCUUCAUUCCCAUAACAUUCACCCGAUCUCGAUGUCUUCCGAUGGGGCCGAAGUCGAGCGUUCCGUGCAACGCACCAUUGCCGAGACCGCAACAACCUACGAUGUGUAUUGCGUUCCAAAUCCGAAUCGGGGUUGUAACAUCGAACUGUGCAUUCCUCUUUUCUACGGCAAACAUCCCGGUGUCAUGGUGCAAGACUCCAAGCACGGAGGCAAGACAGCACGGAAUCAGGUUCAAACAGGCGCAAGAGCUCCAGAACUCGGGUUCUUCCUGAUUCUAUUCGCCCUCAUUUCCCUCAUCCUGGUCCAUCGGCGUUACUUCCCUACCUAUCCCUUCCUACCAUGGCUUCAUUCCACGGAAGUCUGCGAGCAUGCUUUUGGCAUGCUACGCACCAUCAAAGCGGAUUUCACAUUCUACGACAUGUUGAAUCUGGAACGAAAACUCCGUGUCUUGAUGAGGGGUGCCUUCGGUAAUCUUUCCGCCGAAGAACAGGCAGCUCAGACAGCAGCAGGGUAUCAGCACACUUACUUCCAGACUGACGACAUCAAUCUCCCUGUCUUGAUGAUCUUUCCGACGGACGCAGAGAUACGGCAAGCCUCUCUGUCAGCGUUCGACGAGACUUCACAGUUGAUGAAGUUACUCGGUAUUGACGCUACCGCCAUGCUCAAGUCAUAUCAUCCCCCUGAGCCAACAACUGUUCGCCUUCCACGGAUUCCAAGACCGCGAGCACCGAAUACAAUCUAUGACCUCAUGAACUUGACAGAGGGUGCUCUUGCGCGAUGCUCGUUCAGAGAUCAGGAGUUGAUCGAGUCUUGUGAGAUGGCUGUAGCAGCACAGGCCGUGGACGAAUCUGCAAAGAUCACGGCCUUACCUGACUCCAACAACGUUGAUGUGCAAGCCAUCCGUUCCGAUAUUGCUACGCAAUUGAGCCAAACAUCUGAAACUGUCAAGCAACGUCUGUUCGCCGUUUCCACCCUUGAGCUGGUAGUCAACAAUGCUCUGAAUUUCACAGUUCUUGUAUCUCAGCGCCGAGAGCAUCAGACAAAGUUCGCAGCCAAGGCCGUUCGACAACGGGGUCUGGGAGUUUCGUCAGUAUUGGUGAAGCAAAGCAAGAUCGCAUCCCCCAUGAGCGACGAGCCCUCGCUUCGCGAUACCUUGAAGCAACGAUUGGCGCAGCUCCUCCCCAAGAUUAGCGUGGCUGGAAAAACAAGCGGGGUCAAUCGACACAUCCGACACGCGGGUUCCUACGGCUCAACCUCGAAGCGCGAGGAGAACAAGGCCACCGUCAUCAAAGUCGCUUCUGCUAACUUCGUGAAAUUGCGGGCAGAUGUGUUCCAUCGCUACCGCCUCAUCGCAUUACGGGAGAACAUGUUUUGCGCGAAUGUCACCGAGAUCAACCCCAUCAAGCCAAGUGACUUCAUGAUUGUGUUGCAUCCUGCGACACGGCAGGUUGUCUUGUGCGAAGUGGCAACCAUGUAUACAAGGACUUCGACACAUGAGUGGAUCCCAGCUGCCUACAGCGUCGGAACGCCAUCAUACGUAUAUGCGUGGCUUUACACUUCUCUCGCUGGGAACAUCUUCUCCUCCAUCGCGUGUAAAAAGCUGUCAUGUCCCACCAUCCUGCAGAUUCCUCGCACCCACAUCUUGUACUCUCUCGCAUCGUUUUCGGGGAUCAGUCAACAGGACGUUACCACCGUUGGCGGUCAUCCCCACAAGCUGGUCACCUUGUGCGCGGACUCGUUAAUGGUCAUGCAAGUGCUCUCCGAAGUGACACCCGCUGUGAACUCAGCCGUCAACGCUCUUGUGUCAGCCAAGUGCUCAGGAGGCGCGGAACCACCCGCAACAAUAUUGCCACCCCUUCUGACUUCGACAACUCUGCCAUCCACCGAAGAUGAUCGUUCCGAACCGGAAGACGAUGGUAUCGAUGAUUUUGUGGUGGUGGAUGAGGAAGCUGAGGCCGCCAAUUGA